Molecule: messenger RNA, 1757 nt
Organism: Diachasmimorpha longicaudata
Lineage: Eukaryota; Metazoa; Arthropoda; Insecta; Hymenoptera; Braconidae
Product: protein maelstrom homolog
Exons: 6
Coding region: 110-1546 (478 amino acids)
Biological process (GO): spermatogenesis; piRNA processing; negative regulation of DNA-templated transcription
Cellular component (GO): P granule; nucleus
Molecular function (GO): sequence-specific DNA binding
Source: RefSeq, a predicted model, not a curated record
UUCUCGGAAUGGCCAGUUCGUCCAAACGCGACGUUGGCUUAACAUUGUUUUGGUAUUCUUCAUCUCCAACAUUUCCCGCGGCAAUCAAGCGCCGGCUUGACCAACAAAAAUGCCGAGGAAGCAGCAAAAGAACGGCUUCUGGUAUUUCAUGGUUGACUUCAAAAAAGCUGAGGAAAAUCGUGGAAGAUCCUUCCCCGAAGGCCUGCGGGACGUACAGAGUGAUCCGGAGUGCUCGAGACGUUGGAAGAAUUUAUCGGUGUCCGAAAGGCAGCGUUACAAUGACCUGGCCAAGAAGGAUAAGCGCGGAGCGAAGCUCACUUCUUGGGGAGAGCCUAUUACCCUGGUCCAGGAUAGACUCCGGCGACGCGAGGAGAGGGAGGAGAACAUGAAAUCGGACAUCGCUGAGACCAUUAGAUUAGCCAACGAGUGCGGCAACAUCCCCGAUCUCACCGUCUACCUCAUCCAUGUGAAUUAUUUCUAUUCAAAGGAUAAACCUGACUCGUCGGUAGAUUACAUUCCCGCUGAACUGGGACUGAUUGAAUUCUCUCUUGCUGAGGGAGUCAAGUCCUUCCUCCACCUGAUCAUCAACGUGACGGUUGAGAUUGGAUACGCAAGGGAGACGAUGGAGCACGGGGAGAGCACCCACAAGAUCCCGACGGACUACGCCAGGGGGGAAGGCGAUUAUUUGAAGAUCUAUGAGAAAUUUAGAGAGUUUUUUAAACCUAUGGAGGAACAGACAGGGAAGAUUCCCCCCAUUUAUACGACAGAGAAGCAUGCACCUGUUGUCACUAGCUUCUUGGAUCGAAUAACGAGAGCUGCAGGACUUCCUGACGACACUUUUUCCCUGUACUCCCUCGAGUGCCUUUUCGGGAGGCUCAUGUUCCUUUGCAACCCAAAAAUGGUUCGCAGUUGCGAUGCGACACUGUUGGCAGAAUACGAGCUAAAGAAGGAGGCGUUCGCCUACACCCCAAAUAUUGAGUGCGAAUAUCAUCACAUGAUUGAGGGAACUUGCAUCCACUGUUCUCUGGCCAUUGUUCGCCAAUGGGGUUUUACCAUUUGUGACUAUUGCUGCUCUUUCUUCGGUGUUAAAAGGAUUCCGAAUGUUCACUGCCCAGCAGUUUUUAUGACGGAUGACCUGGACGCACUGGCGUCAAAAGUAGCAUGUCUCAACAUUCACAAGAAACACAUUCCAGGGACAGUCAAAAGCAUGACAGGCGUCACUGAGGAGUACAGACUGAAAAAGGCUGGACGUACAGCCCAAGAGGAGGCGAGAAGACGGAAAGAGUCUCUCCUAAAUCCUCUUGUGAUUAUUGAUCAUGGUUUGACUCAGCAGAAAGCAACACCGCCAGUUAAAGAGAAUUGCGAAAAAUAUUUAAAACCGCUCAGAGCACCAAAAUCAUUGAACCUCAUUGUUGAAGGAAAAGUUGAUAAGGUGCCAGCUCUGGAUAACGUCAACUUCCCGUUAAUGGGGGCUCCAGGGCAUAGAUCAGGCAAAGGUGCUGGUAAACAAGCGAAGGGUGCGGGUCGCGGCGGAAUCCCUUCUUAGUAGGACUUUCGAAGCUAUUGACCAUAAUUUGUUGUGGAUUUGACGAUUUCCAGAAAUUUUUCGUUUAAUGAUUUUUACAGAUGAUGUCUUGAGUGAAAAAAGUGUCCGAUUUAUAUUUAAUUACACAUUAGAAAUCAACAACGAAGUAUUGUGUCCAACUUGUUACCGCAACAAGAAAACAAUAAAACCAUUUAUCUUUAUAAGAACAAAA